Molecule: messenger RNA, 1105 nt
Organism: Mesitornis unicolor (brown roatelo)
Lineage: Eukaryota; Metazoa; Chordata; Aves; Mesitornithiformes; Mesitornithidae
Gene: TADA1
Product: transcriptional adaptor 1
Exons: 8
Coding region: 1-984 (327 amino acids)
Biological process (GO): regulation of transcription by RNA polymerase II
Cellular component (GO): SAGA complex
Molecular function (GO): transcription coactivator activity
Source: RefSeq, a predicted model, not a curated record
AUGACGCGCGGCCGCCGCACUUUACGGCUGGCGGCGCGGCUUCUGGGCCGGUACUGGGCCAACUUGAAGCUCUGGUUCAAGCAAAAGAUCAGUAAGGAGGAAUUUGACCUGGAAGCACGCAGGCUUCUCACGCAAGAUAAUGUCCACUCUCACAACGAUUUCCUCCUGGCUAUUCUUACUCGAUGCCAGAUCUUGGUUUCUGCACCAGAAGGUGCUGGAUCUCUGCCAUGGCCAGGUGGCUCUGCAACUAAACCUGGAAAACCCAAAGGGAAGAAAAAGAUUUCUUCAGUUCGACAGAAGUUUGAUCACCGUUUCCAGCCUCAGAAUCCGUUGUCUGGAGCCCAGCAGUUUGUGGCAAAGGAUCCUCAGGAGGAUGAUGAUUUGAAGCUGUGUUCUCAUACCAUGAUGCUUCCUACACGUGGCCAGUUAGAAGGAAGGAUGAUCGUGACCGCGUACGAGCAUGGGCUUGACAAUGUCACAGAGGAGGCAGUGACUGCAGUUGUUUAUGCUGUGGAGAACCAUCUUAAGGAUAUUCUGACAUCUGUGAUAUCCAGGCGGAAAGCCUAUCGUCUGAGAGAUGGCCAUUUCAAGUAUGCCUUCGGAAGCAAUGUCAACCCUCAGCCAUAUCUGAAGAACAGUGUUGUUGCUUAUAACAAUUUAAUUGAAUGCCCUCUGAGCUGUACGGCUCCUUCUGCUGGUCAGGGUCUGGCCCCCCAGCCCCCACCUGACGAUGCCGAGCAGCAGGCAGCUCUGCUCCUGGCGUGCUCUGGAGACACCUUACCAGCAUCCCUCCCGCCAGUGAACAUGUAUGACCUUUUUGAGGCGCUACAGGUGCACAAAGAAGUUAUCCCUGCACACACUGUCUACGCUCUAAACAUUGAGAGAAUUGUCAUGAAACUCUGGCAUCCAAACCACGAGGAGCUGCAGCAGGAUAAAAUCCAUCGCCAGCGCCUGGCAGCAAAGGAGGGCCUUCUGCUCUGCUAAAGCCUCAGGUGGCUGUGGUGCUGCUCCUUGGACUUGACAUGCAAAUGUUUCUUACAAACCUAUGUCAGCAUUUCAAGGAUGACGUAAGUUAUGAGUCAACUUUCCUAUGGAAAUAUGACUG